Molecule: messenger RNA, 1370 nt
Organism: Myxocyprinus asiaticus (Chinese sucker)
Lineage: Eukaryota; Metazoa; Chordata; Actinopteri; Cypriniformes; Catostomidae
Gene: ftr66
Product: finTRIM family, member 66
Source: RefSeq, a predicted model, not a curated record
AUGGAAAAUGGUGAACAGAUCUUCAACAAGCUGAAAGGAGGAGUCAAAACAGAAUCAACAGCUGCCUCUGACGCCCCAAAGAAGCAGAGUGAUAUAAACAGUGAAAAGUUCCAGCUAUAUUGUACUAAAUAUCAGCACUUUUGCAAUGCCAUUUGUCUAAUCAGAUUAGAGGACCAGAACUAAAUAUACUGUAUUGUAUAUCUACAGAACUGUCAUUCCUUCUCCUCUCGGCUCCCUGAUCCACACUUUACAAUAGCAUCACUCUCAGAUUUUGGGAAAGUGAACGUUGCAAUAUGGAAAUAGCUUAUUGAUAUCUUCAAAGGAAAAUGGCCCAGGAUCUAUCAAGCAGCUAUGUCUAUGAAGAUCCUCCAUUGCACAGUGCCCAAAAUUAGAUCAGAGUUUUUGUACCAUUCCUGCCUCCUGCAACUCAAUCCCCUAAUGGCCCAUAAGGACCUUAUUUUGUCAAAGGAGAACAGAGAAGUGACCAUUCAGAGCAGGGAGCAAUCCUGUCCCGACCACCCUGAGCGAUUUAAUUACUGGUGCCAGGUGGUUGUAACUGAGGGCCUGACAGUCUACAGCUAUUGGGUGGAAUGGAGUAGGAUGGGUAUAAACAUUGCUGUCGCAUACAAAAACAUUGCCAGGAAAGGGGAAAGCAGUGAGGCUCACUUCUGUCAUAAUGACAAAUACUGGAGUUUGUUCUGCUAUGCUUUCAGACACAAUGGGGUUGUCAGUAAACUCUCUGAGCCUGGAUCGUCAAAGAUCGGUGUGUAUCUAGAUCACAGGGCAGGGACACUGGCCUUUUACAGCAUUGAUGACUCAAUGAUCCUCCUCCACAGAGUUCAGAUCACAUUCACACAGCUUCUCUAUCUGGGCUUUGAGUGUCAGUUGGAGUGAGGGAAAAGGGGUAUUUGGCCUUGGGAAUUAAGGAACUGAUAAAAAAGGACAUAAUGAAUAAAAAAAACUGCUAUACAUUAUAAUAUUACAUUUUUAUACUAUGUAAAUUUGGCCUGUUUAUUUUUCUGCACCACUAUGCCAAACAUUCAUGACACAUCUACUGUAUGUCUAUGAUAACAUCUUUGCAUUUAAACUAUACAUGCUCGGUCAAUUAUUGUUAUUUCUGUCUGUGGAAUGCCCCUUGAGGUUAAUAUUUUCUGAGUGCCUUUGCACUCUCAUUCCUUCUUUGUCAGAUACUUUGCAAAUGUUUGUAACAAUCCAAAUAGGAUGAAAAGUUAUGUUUACUAUCAUGUCUAAAUUUGCCUUUCAAAGAUGACUUCUAGUGACCUUGCAACAUUCUUCAAAUUGUAGUGUUUCUGUUGAUGUGUGAUGACUUUUGGGUUGUUGUAACAGAACAAGCACUCAAAUAAAUGGUA